Neoarthrinium moseri is the source of this 852-nucleotide messenger RNA. RefSeq lists its product as uncharacterized. The record is from RefSeq and is a predicted model, not a curated record. The coding region runs from base 1 to 852 and encodes 283 amino acids. The transcript is spliced from 2 exons. Lineage: Eukaryota; Fungi; Ascomycota; Sordariomycetes; Amphisphaeriales; Apiosporaceae.
AUGACGUCCGCAGCCUCACCCUCAAUCCUCCCCCAUAUCCACCUCCUGGCUUACGACCCCGCGGCCGCCGAGGCUUGGGAGGCGGCGCUGAAGCUAUACAACUUCAAGCCCGAGGGCAGUAACAACCCGGUCAGCUGGCUCACCUCAGCCUUGACCUCGUCGUCCUCCACCACUCCCUCCCGACCCCAGGCCGUGCCGGCAGCCGCCAGUCUACUGAGGUACACGGUGCACGAUGGCUCGCUGUCGGCGGUGGACCCGGCCGUGCGCUUCGAUGCCGUCGUCUCGCCCGCCAACUCGUACGCUAUCCUGGACGGUGGUUUUGACGACGCCAUCAGCCGCGCCUUCAGCCCCGCCGACGACUAUGGCGCCGUGACCCGGGCUGCCCAGGCAGCCAUCUACGAGAAGCACCGGGGCUACCUCCCCCCGGGCCAAUGUGAGAUCGUAGCCCUGCCCGCCGAGUGGCGCGAGGACGGUCGGCUACGGUACGGCGAUGGCACGGGCUGGGGCUGCGCGUACGUGGCGCUGUGCCCGACGAUGCGCAUGCCCAGCCGGUGCGACUGGGACCGCGAGGUCGUGUACGAGUGCGUGUGGAGUCUCCUGAACGCCGUCGAGCGGCACAACGGCAGCCUCGACUGCGCCGAGGGCCGGAGCCGCCGGAUCGAGAGCCUUCUCAUGACACCCCUCGGCACCGGCACCGGCUACAUCACCUACGAGCGCUGGGCGCGCCAGGCGGCACUGGCCAUCAAGCACUGGGUUGACGCCGUGGAGGGCGAGCCAGAGCGCUGGCAGAGCAGGCGGUGGGAGGAUCUGGCGAGAGUUGAGGGUGAGAUUAAGCUGACGCAUAGGGUAUGA